AUGCCCAGGGCGUCCAAGCUUCGAAAUGCAGGCACCACGACCUCGUUCUUGCCCGAGUUUUCACUGAUCACGGUAAACACAUCACAAGUCGGCCAAGGUCUCCUCAACAGCAGCUAUGUGAACAGCCACCCUGAACUGGCCGCCAUCCUGGACGCAAUCCCCGACUUCCUACAAGACGACGCGGAGGACCUGCUGAACAUGGUGCUCCAGCGGCUUGGCAUCCACGACUUCUACACGGCCAACCUCAUGACAUACUGCGAGGGCUACUACGAGCCAACCGCGAUUCCGAACGCGACCGUCUCCCGUAGUGAGAUCACUCGCAACUUCACAUACUGCAGCCCUCGGAGCGGCAACUUCCAGUUCGACCCCCGCGAGGCCAUCCAGCGCGAUCUCAACGCCUCGGGAAAUGGCUGGCUCGACGUCUCGGACCUGAACUGGCCGGACGAGAUCGACCGCGGUGUCGACGCGAUCCACAUCGUGCAGCGCGUGGCCUUCAUCAUCUACUGCGUCUCGAUCGGGCUGAUCGGGCUCGCGACGCUCGUUUCCGUCACCUCAGUGGUCCUCUCGGGCCGCCUGUCCGCCUGCGGGAACAUCGUCCUCGCAUUACUAGCCUUCCUGGUGGUCGCGAUCGCCAGUGCCCUCGCAACGGCGAUCGCCGUGAUCGGCUCCCGAGCAAUCGACAACUACGCCGAGCAGGUGGGCAUCACGGCGUCGGCUGGGAGGAGGUUUCUGGGCUUGACGUGGGGCGCCACGGCGGCCAUGCUGGUCUGCGUGAUCUGGUGGUCCGUCGACUGCUGUGUCGGCCGUCGCGGGCGGAGGAAGAGAUUCUCGCGCGGCGAGAAGUAUAGCAUGUGGGACAAGUGA
Molecule: messenger RNA, 864 nt
Organism: Diaporthe amygdali
Lineage: Eukaryota; Fungi; Ascomycota; Sordariomycetes; Diaporthales; Diaporthaceae
Exons: 5
Coding region: 1-864 (287 amino acids)
Biological process (GO): fungal-type cell wall organization
Cellular component (GO): plasma membrane; cell cortex of cell tip
Source: RefSeq, a predicted model, not a curated record